Molecule: messenger RNA, 825 nt
Organism: Trichophyton verrucosum HKI 0517
Lineage: Eukaryota; Fungi; Ascomycota; Eurotiomycetes; Onygenales; Arthrodermataceae
Exons: 6
Coding region: 1-825 (274 amino acids)
Biological process (GO): lipid metabolic process
Molecular function (GO): phosphoric diester hydrolase activity
Source: RefSeq, a predicted model, not a curated record
AUGAAAUCUUUCAUCCUGGCCUCUGCGGCCAUCCUCGCGGCCUCCCUCGAGCCUUUCAUUCUCACAACGACUACUGGAGAGAUAUUCCUUUCUAUACUGCUAGCGCUGUCUGCUGGAUGCAUCUCUAUUGAAGCUGAUGUCUUCCUUUUCAACGACACUCUCUAUGUUGGACAUGAAGAAUCGGCCUUGACCAAGGAACGCACUCUCCAGUCCCUUUACAUCGAGCCUCUCAUGAACGUCCUUAAGAAGACGAACCCCAAGAGCCCCUUUGUAAGUGGGCCUACUAGGCACGGUGUUUUCGAUACCUCCUCAGGCCAAACGCUGUACCUCUGGAUUGACGUCAAGAAUGACGGUGAAAAGGCCUGGCCUCACAUCGUCAAGGCUCUCCAACCACUCCGAGAUGCCAACUACCUGACCAAGGUCCAGAACAAUGAGACAUUUGUUCCGGGACCGGUCACUGUGAUUGGAACUGGCGGUACGCCACUUAGCCAGGUCGUUUCAGCCGCAGACCGUGACUAUUUCUACGAUGGCCCACUUAAGGAUUUGACUGGUUUUACUUCUCUGAUCUCUCCUAUUGCUUCCACCAGUCUCAUGGAGGUUGUUGGAGAUAUCAAAAGCGACAGCGAGAAUCCGCUUAACCCUACCCAGCUCGAGGCUGUUCGCAAGCAGAUCAAGGCCGCAAAGGACAAGAGCAUCGGUGUUCGUUACUGGGAGACUCCCGGAUGGCCCAUUCGUUUGAGAAAUGAGUUGUGGAGAACACUUUGGAAGGAAGGUGUCGCCUUAUUGAACGCCGACGAUGUAAAUGCUGCCAAGGGGUAUUUUUAA